CCUAUGAACAACUGCAUGCCGCUCACGCUUUGAAAUGCCUUCAAAGACCUUGGGUUGGGUCAUUUCUUGCAGUUGAGUUUACGAUCAGUUGUUUCGCUAAGGGACAUCAGGAGUGGAACCACUGAUCAAAAUGGGUGACACUACAGGGUUGUCAAAUGGAGAAGCUAAGCAAUAUUGCAAAGAACCAGAUCCAUCAACAAAGGAUUUUAUAUUCCAACAAACAAUGUAUCGUAUUAAAGACCCAAGGCGCUCAUUAGAAUUCUACACGAAUGUUAUGGGCAUGCGAUUGCUUCAGAAGCUAGAUUUCCCGGAAAUGAAGUUUUCAUUGUAUUUUAUGGGUUAUGAAAAACAGGAAGACAUACCAGCAGAUUUACAGCAACAGACGAAGUGGACAUUUUCCAGAAAAGCAACAUUGGAAUUAACACAUAAUUGGGGAACUGAAAGUGAUCCUGAUUGCAAGUAUCACAAUGGAAAUGCAGAACCAAGAGGCUAUGGUCAUAUUGGUGUGAUGGUACCAGAUGUGGACAAAGCUUGUGAGAGAUUUGAGAAGCUUGGAGUUGAGUUUGUUAAGAAACCAAAUGAUGGAAAAAUGAAAGGAAUUGCUUUUAUUAAGGAUCCUGAUGGCUACUGGAUUGAGAUACUGAACUGUAACAACAUGGCAAGUUUAGUGGCGGCCUCAGGAGUGUAAUUUCUGUGCCAUGCCAGUGUCAUAUGAUUUAUAUUUUUGUGCACAUAAAGUCUGUAUAUUGUAACCUUUUUUUUUUUUUUUGAGAAAAUAAAGCAUCUUACAUUAUUAGACACUUCA
Schistocerca piceifrons (Central American locust) is the source of this 805-nucleotide messenger RNA. It is a transcript of the gene Glo1, whose product is annotated as lactoylglutathione lyase. The record is from RefSeq and is a predicted model, not a curated record. Gene Ontology annotation, molecular function: metal ion binding; lactoylglutathione lyase activity. The transcript is spliced from 6 exons. The coding region runs from base 131 to 688 and encodes 185 amino acids. NCBI's taxonomy places the organism in Eukaryota, Metazoa, Arthropoda, Insecta, Orthoptera, Acrididae.